This is a messenger RNA of Aedes albopictus (Asian tiger mosquito), 2300 nucleotides long. RefSeq names its product hexamerin-1.1-like. The record is from RefSeq and is a predicted model, not a curated record. The transcript has a single exon. NCBI's taxonomy places the organism in Eukaryota, Metazoa, Arthropoda, Insecta, Diptera, Culicidae. The coding region runs from base 25 to 2151 and encodes 708 amino acids.
CUUCAUCCAGAAUCAGUGUCGAAAAUGAGAUCACUUACAGUUCUUGUAGUGGCAGCCGUCCUGGCGGUUGCAUCCGCUGCCUUUGUUCCUAGUACUAGUCAGGUCAAAUACGCCGACAAGGAGUGGCUUCACAAACAGGAAGAUCUGCUGUUGUUGUUCCGUCAUCUUUACCAGAAGGAUUGGAACCCCCAGUUGGUAGCCUAUGCCAAGAAUUUCGUGGUGGAGAAGAAUUUCCAUUUGUAUGACAACGAAAAUGUUGCUAAGGAGUUCUGGACUUACUACAACCAUGGAAUGCUGCCGAAGGGUGAGGUCUUCUCCGUGUUCAACGAAGUGCAUCGUGAGCAGGCCAUAGCUUUGUUCCACCUGUUCUAUUACGCCAAGGAUUGGGAUACUUUCUACAAAACUGCCGCGUGGGCUCGUUACUACAUGAACGAAGGUAUGUUUGUGUACGCGUUGACCGUUGCUGUGACCCACCGUCAGGAUUUCGCUGGAUUUGUGCUUCCUGCGCCGUAUGAAAUUUACCCGUACUAUUUCAUCAACACCGAAGUGAUCCAAAAAGCUCAACAGUACAAAAUGCAGGGUUACUACGGAAUGAAGAAGGUCGGUGAAGUGUAUACAGCUGUUGUUACCAGCAACUAUACCGGAUGGUACGUGCAUACAAAUCCCGAUCAGAAGAUUUCUUACUUCACCGAGGAUAUUGGCCUCAAUACCUACUAUUAUUACUUCCAUACUGAUUAUCCUUUCUGGAUGGGUGGCAAGGAAUUCGGUUUGUACAAGGAUCGCCGCGGUGAACUGUUCCUGUAUGAGCACCAGCAAAUUUUGGCUCGCUACUAUCUGGAACGUCUGUCCAAUGAUCUUGGUCACAUUCCUAAAUUUUCCUGGUACUGGCCAGUGAAAACAGGUUACUACCCGGAUCUACAGUACUACAAUGGACACACUUUCCCGAGCCGUGAUAAUUAUUACUUUGUAAACCAAGAGUCCAACUACUACGACAUUCAGUUGAUCGACGAUUACGAGCACCGCAUUCGAGAAGUGAUUGAUCGUGGGUUCUUGGUGAAACCGGAUGGUAGCAUGGUCAACUUUACUACUCCGGAAGCCAUCGACUACCUCGGUAAUUUGAUCCAGGGCAACCCAGACAGCUACGAUACUCGAUACUUCAAAUACUUAAGCAUGUUCUCGCGCAUUCUUUUGGGAGCUGCUGUGGAACCAGUUGAAGCUUAUCAGGUGAUCCCAAGUGUCCUGGAGCAUUUCGAGUCAUCUCUGCGUGAUCCAGUGUUCUACCAGAUUUUCAAGCGAAUCAUCCAGUACUACUACCAGUUCAAGAAUCACCUUCCAGCAUACACCCACGAAGAGUUGUACUUCCCAGGAGUUGAGAUAGAUGACGUUGUCGUUGACAAGCUUGUGACAUAUUUUGACUGUUUCGACGUAGACAUCACCAACGCCAUUGACAUUGAACCCGAGCCUUACGUUGAAGGAAAAUACGACGGCUUCGGCGAGAUCGAGUGUAAACCAGAUCCGGUUGUGAUCAAGGCUCGCACUAUUCGGCUGAAUCACAAACCAUUCACCUACAAAGUUAGCGUCACUUCCGAAAAGGCAGUCAAAUCCGUUGUUCGAGUUUUCAUUGGACCCAAGUAUGACGAGUUCGGUUCUCAGUACAAGCUGAAUGAAAACCGCGAGAACUACUACGAACUGGAUUACUUCGUGUACGAUUUGGUUGCUGGAAAGAAUGUCAUCACCCGAAAUUCGCUGAGCUUUAACGGUUACGUCAAGGAUCGCACAUCGUUCUACGAGUUGUACAAGAAGGUUAUGUUGGGAUACAAGGGCGAAGAUAAAUUCCCGCUGGACAUGUCGGAAGCGCACUGUGGAUUCCCGAAUCGUUUGAUGCUCCCGAAGGGCAAGAAGGGCGGUAUGCCGUUCCAGUUCUUCUUCAUGCUUUCACCGUAUUACGAACCAGAGGUACCACAGUACAGCGGAUUUGAUCCGGUCGUAUCCUGCGGCGUUGGAUCCGGUGCACGAUAUUUUGACAAGCUACCGUUCGGCUAUCCAUUCGAUCGCAAGAUUGAUGAGACCUAUUUCCAUGUGCCGAACAUGUUCUUCGAGGAUGUUGUGAUAUUCCACAAGAAAGAAGGUGAUGUCAAUACCGUGGUUUGAACAGAACUCUCCGGCCGGCGAUCCUGUUUAGACAUUAAGUCUACGAAAUUAGAUUCCCCACGCCGGACUGUGGAAUCUAGAUUCGUUCGCGCUAUAAUGUGAUAUUGUUUGUAAUAAAAAGAUGAGCGUACGAAACGUUUAAUGAAAAA